AUGUUUGAUCUUCGCGUAAAGAACGACGAAGACCUUAAUCUUUCCGAACAUGUGGACGAUGUCAUUGCCGCUGCUAUGGCCAAGGGAAUUGAUAUGUGUGCAGCUACAGGAGGGGACUUCACUGGGAAGUACACAGUUAAAGGGGGGGAAUCCGGCGAGUGGGUUCAGAUUUACGUUGACCUGUCACUGAAGGGGAAGAACACACUGAUUGACUACAACAGUGAAGAAGACCAUCAGGAUUACUAUUUCAGUGAUGCUGAGUUUGUUGUCCAUGAAGAAACAAUGCAAGAUAGGGAGACAAGCAAAGAAACUGAACCCGCCGGUUAUACUGGGCCUAGGAGAAAUGCAGAUAAUAGUGAAGCAGAAGGGAAUGAGGAUUGCAUUUUCGCGGAGUUUGGACUAUAUGGCAGCCCCUUAUCGUUAUGUAAAGAGAAACUGGUCGGACAUGUGUUUGAAUCCCUUGACAUUGCAGAAGAAUUCAUUUACAAAUACGCGACAGUAAUUGGAUUUAGUCUUCAAAAAAGUCAUAUCAGGAGAAAUAGUCAGGGACAAAUUAGAGAACGCGAGUGGGUUUACGCAAGGGAGGGAAGAAGGGAUGAGAUUCACUGUGACCGACCUGACAGACGAAGGGAGCCGAAGCCCAUAACCCGUGUGGGAUGUAAGGUUUGUUUUAGGGUGAACUUGGUUCGUGGUAAUAUGAAAUGGAUAUGCAGGGAGUUUAUAUCAAUACAUUCACACGCGGUGGCUUUUGACAAGGAAAAACAAUUUCUCCGGUCAUCUCGAGUUGUGCCUCCAGGUUAUCUGAAUACUGUAGUGUCCAUGAAGGAAUCUUGCAUAAGGACUUGUCACAUCAUGUCUUACAUGGCCCACCAAGUUGGGGGAUACGAGAGAAUGUCAUUUACAUCAAAGGAUCUUUACAAUCGAAUUGUGGCGGCUUCGAAGGUUGACUUUGAUGGAUCAGAUGCUAGGCGGGCCAUAGGGUACUUGGAACACAAGGAAGAUACAAACCCAAGAUUCUUCGGGAAAUUCUCAUACAAUGCAUCAAAUCAACUUUUGAAUCUUUUCUGGGUCGAUGGGAAAUCAAGAUCAGACUAUGAAACAUACGGACAUGCAAUAACAUUUGAUUCGACGUACAAGACUAAUAGUUACGGAAAACCCUUGUUAGUAUGGGUGGGUGUUAACAACCACUAUAGGACAUGUAUUUUGGGAUUUGCAAUUCUGGACAAUGAGUCCACAAGUACCUACAUGUGGGCAACUAAAGCUUUCUUGGAAUGCAUGGGAGGGGUAAUGCCCAAAACCAUUGUCACUGAUGGGGACGAAGCAAUUGCUGGUACAAUACAAUCAUUGAUGCCUGAUGUCUCGCAUCGAAUAUGCUAUUGGCAUAUACAUAACAAAGCAGUGUCCAAAGUUAAGAAUCCAUCAUUUGCAAGACAAUUUAGCAGUUUGUUGUAUAAAUACUACAGUGAGGAAGAGUUCGAGCAAAAGUGGGAAGAUUUAAUAGUAGAAUUUGGAAUAAAAGACAAUGAGUAUGCAGCGAACCUAUAUGAAGAUUGGAAAAAAUGGGCAGAAACCUUUCUUAGGGGCAAUUUCUUUUGUGGCAUGAGCACCACUCAAAGAAGUGAGGGCAUCAACGUGAUGUUGAAAAAGAAGGUUAAUAAUAAAUUGAAGUUGUAUGAAUUUCUAAGGGUUGUGGACAUGGUCUUGUCCUUGGUUCGACACCGUGAGGAGAAAGAUGACUACACAACACUUCACACUACUCCGGAACUUGGGAAGACAAAUUUACAUCAAAUUGAAGAGGAGUUGUCGAACAUUUACACAAGGAACAUGUUCUACAAAGUGAGGAAGCAAAUGUCAAAGGAAGGGAACUACAUGGUCAAAAGUACUUUCGUUGAGGACAAUGCCAAAAUUCUUAAGCUCCACAAGUAUGCCACUAAACGUAGUAGGAGGUCUGUUUAUGUCACACCAUCACAUGAUUUCUUUGUUUGUGAGUGCCAGUAUUUUUUAUCAUAUGGCAUACCGUGUCGACAUAUUUUUGCAGCAAUGAAGCACCUCCACAUUACUAAGAUGCCUAGGGCACUCGUCUUAUCUAGGUGGACAAUUCAUGCUAAAAAAAACUCUGAAUUUGAAAGGAACAACAUUCAACCGCAUAUUGACAAAAGGGUCGAGGAAAAGGGAAGAUUUGGGGGAAUAAUGAGUAAAUUAAAUGAAGUUGCUUACCUUGGCUCGACCAGCCAUUCUGCAUACGACAUAGCUACUAUGGAAAUUGAGAAACUAUGUGUCAAAUUGAAAGAUGCAACCGACAUUGGAGUGGACAACACACUACAGAAGCUUCCCCAACAUAGGGUGACUCAACUUAAGGUGUUGGAUCCGAACUUCACGAAAAGUAAGGGAAUGGCUAAGAUGCCAGGAACAAAGGCAACUGUAAGACGCAAGUGCACACUGUGCAAGAAAUCGGGCCACAAUAAGUCCACUUGUCCAACGAAAUAG
Humulus lupulus (European hop) is the source of this 2487-nucleotide messenger RNA. RefSeq names its product protein FAR1-RELATED SEQUENCE 5-like. The coding region runs from base 1 to 2487 and encodes 828 amino acids. The record is from RefSeq and is a predicted model, not a curated record. NCBI's taxonomy places the organism in Eukaryota, Viridiplantae, Streptophyta, Magnoliopsida, Rosales, Cannabaceae. The transcript has 2 exons. Gene Ontology annotation, molecular function: zinc ion binding. Gene Ontology annotation, biological process: regulation of DNA-templated transcription.